UCUGUGAUCCAGCUACAUUAAUGCACAAAAUUUGACUUCGAUAAGAAUGCAUCAGGUAUUUCCCGUGCCUGUGACUACAGGUUUUGGUAACGGUUUAGUGUCGAUAUUACACUGUUACUUCUUUGGUACGUAUGGGGAACUACUUUUUCUAUUUGAUGUAAUAUCUCAGGUUCUGUAUGGGGGUAAAACAUUGGCAGUAUUUCUGCAGUGUAUGUGAGCAGUAAAAGUUUUGAUGGUAAUCAAUGUAUUUGAUACCAAAACGCGUUUGUACGUCAGUCAUCAAAAAUUUUAGAGCGUAUAUAUUAUUUCAUGAAUGUUAGCUACCGCCAUCCUUAUUAAAAGGAAGUUCCGACUUGUCGUAUGACAGUGUGUGUUGUUGAACAAGAGGAUUAAAGAAAGCCAGCAAAAUGAUGAAAGGUGCGCUUCCGAAGAAGGAGGGGAAGAUGAGAAUUAGAGCUUUCCCGAUGACUAUGGAUGAGAAGUUUGUUGAAAGCAUAUGGGCCUUGCUGAAGAAUGCCAUCCAGGAGAUUCAAAAGAAAAACAACUCUGGAUUGAGUUUUGAAGAAUUGUAUAGGAAUGCGUACACAAUGGUCCUUCACAAACAUGGAGAACGUUUGUACACUGGCCUUAAAGAAGUUGUGACACAACAUCUGGAAUCAAAGGUCAGGGAAGAUGUUCUUAAUGCACUGCAUAAUAAUUUUCUCCAGACAUUGAAUCAAGCAUGGAAUGAUCAUCAGACAUCUAUGGUAAUGAUCAGAGACAUUCUGAUGUACAUGGACAGGGUUUAUGUCCAACAGAAUGAUGUUGAUAAUGUAUAUAAUCUUGGACUCAUCAUAUUUCGUGAUCAGGUUGUUCGAUAUGGUUGCAUAAGAGACCAUUUAAGAGAUACGUUGUUGGAUAUGGUAAUGCGAGAGAGGAGAGGAGAAGUAGUGGAUAGAAUUGCAAUUAAAAAUGCAUGUCAAAUGUUAAUGGUCCUGGGCAUAAAUAGCAGGUCGGUUUAUGAAGAAGACUUUGAAAGACCCUUUCUUCAGCAAUCUGCAGAAUUUUAUCGGUUGGAAAGCCAAAACUUCCUUGCAGAAAACAGUGCAUCUGUUUACAUUAAAAAAGUAGAAGCCCGUAUAAAUGAAGAAGCAGAAAGAGCAAAACACUAUCUUGAUGAGUCCACAGAAACCAGGAUUGUAGAAGUCGUUGAAGAAGAACUGAUAAAGAAACACAUGAAGACGAUUGUAGAAAUGGAGAAUUCCGGUGUUGUUCAUAUGUUGAAAAACCAGAAGACAGAAGAUUUGGCAUGUAUGUAUAAACUCUUUAACAGAGUAACUGAUGGCCUGAAAACAAUGGCUGAUUGUGUAAGCCAGUACCUCAGAGAGCAAGGCAAAGCUUUAGUGCAAGAAGAAGAAGGUGGAACAAAUGCCAUUAACUUUGUACAGAACUUACUUGACCUGAAGGACAGGUUUGAUCAUUUCCUUCACAAUUCAUUUAAUAAUGAUAAAAUAUUUAAGCAGAUGAUUGCAUCAGACUUCGAACAUUUUCUCAAUUUGAAUCCAAAGUCACCAGAAUAUUUAUCAUUAUUUAUUGAUGACAAACUAAAGAAGGGAGUAAAAGGGAUGACUGAACAGGAAAUUGAGAUGGUACUUGACAAGACUAUGGUCCUUUUUAGGUUUUUACAAGAGAAAGAUGUGUUUGAAAGAUAUUAUAAGCAACAUUUAGCCAAAAGAUUAUUGCUUAAUAAAUCAGUUAGUGAUGAUAGUGAGAAAAACAUGAUCUCAAAGUUAAAGACUGAGUGCGGGUGUCAGUUCACAUCAAAACUGGAAGGAAUGUUCAAAGAUAUGACUGUAUCAAACACAAUAAUGGAAGAAUUCAAGGACCAUGUCAUGACAUCAGGGACAAAUCUUCAUGGUGUAGACAUGAGUGUGCGGGUUCUUACCACUGGAUUUUGGCCAACACAAAGUGCGACUCCAAAAUGCAGUAUUCCAGCAGCUCCCCGCAAUGCUUUUGAAGCUUUUAGAAGGUUUUACCUAGCCAAGCAUAGUGGGCGACAACUUACUUUGCAGCCACAACUUGGAUCUUCUGAUCUCAAUGCAGUAUUUUAUGGGCCUCGAAAAGAAGAGACAGAUAGUAAGGAUGGUGCAAGUUCUUCAUCAAGUUUGCUAUCUGUUGCAUCUCAAAGAAGUUGUGGGCCCAGAAAACACAUAAUCCAGGUGUCUACAUAUCAGAUGUGUGUGUUGAUGCUCUUCAACAACAGAGAAAAAUUAACUUAUGAGGAAAUCCAAAGUGAAACAGACAUACCUGAAAGAGAUUUGAUCCGUGCCUUGCAAUCCUUGGCUAUGGGAAAGGCAACACAGCGAGUUUUAAUUAAAAACCCAAAAACCAAGGACAUUGAGCCAAAUCAUUUGUUUUAUGUAAAUGAUUCCUUUACUUCAAAACUCCACAGGGUAAAGAUUCAGACAGUUGCAGCAAAGGGAGAGUCUGAGCCAGAGAGACGAGAAACACGUAAUAAAGUUGAUGAAGACAGAAAACAUGAAAUUGAAGCAGCUAUUGUACGAAUUAUGAAAGCGCGCAAGAGAAUGACUCACAACGUCCUUGUAACAGAGGUAACAGAACAGUUGAAAAGUCGAUUUCUUCCGUCACCUGUUAUAAUCAAGAAGAGGAUAGAAGGAUUAAUUGAGAGGGAGUACUUAGCAAGAACACCAGAGGAUAGGAAAAUUUACACAUAUGUUGCUUGAGCAAGAUACCUGUUAACAAGAUGCCUUUAAACAGCAUUUGUCUUCACAUCUUCGAAGAUGUGUGGAUCAAGGAUGACAAGAUGCAUUGAAGCUAGAUGAAGCAUGUUUGCCUGUGAUAACGUAUCUGGAAAAGCUGUCGUGAUGAGCUCAAAUAUUCCUUGAAGACCGGUGUAAAAUGUUUAUUGUUUUCAAUUUGCAUACCCAAAAUUAAAUUAUUUGUGAUGAAAAAAUUUUCAAAGUUUCUCUACAUCUAAUAAGAGUUACUCAUUUUCAUUUACACGUAGUUCUGUAAAAAGUGAGUUAUCACCAUGAUCAGCAUUACAGUCGACAACUGCUUCUGGCUGUGCACACUUACACAUUUCUAUGCUACAAUCAGCAGUGACCUCCUGACUGUGAUAAAAUGUUCAGACGUUGUUGGACGACAAGAACGAUUGUUGUUAAGACUAGUAUGUGCGCUUCAAGCAACAUAAGACAUUGUGUUAACAGAUACUCAGAAGAGUGAUGAGUUUUUCGUACUCCGACUGUUUGUGACAGUUUGUGGUAUUCGAACUUCUCAGGAUUUAUAAUGAAGCUGUAGCUUCCUGUGUCAUGAUUGUGUUUGUAAUUACAUCUUUGACUGUGAUACAGUUAACUUCAAAUUGAGGAAACUGUAGGGUGUGAUAAGACAUUGGGCACCCUCUCAUGUCAGAUUUUGUGAAAGACUUCGUGCCAGAGUGGAAGCAAGAGCCACAUGUGCAGUGAUAACAGUACUGUACACCUUAAAAGUCAGUAUGCCAGCUUUAACCGUGUUUUGGCUUUUUAGAGUUUCCUGAGAACAAUUGUACUUUCUGAUAAUGUCAGGAACUGUUAGUUUAUUUCAGUGCUUUUCUUGUGUUUUAAUAUAUGGACCCACAAGGUAGGGCAUACACCAUCAUAAUUCAAACAUUGUUAAAGAAAAGAAUUCUUCCCAUUUCUUGUUGUUUGUACUUGAGAAUGCAUCUUAAAUUGUGUUGCAUAAUCAGUUUUUAUGGAAUGAAAUCCUAUUAACAAAAGGGAUUUAGUCAUUGAUAUUGUGGCAUUCUUUGAAAUGAAAUUGUUUGAUUGUAUUUUAUGACUUGUAAAUAAAUUUCAGAAGUUUCAAAGGAGUAGACUCAGUUAUUUGUCAGAUAAAUAAUAAAAAGAAAAAGAUGUUUCAAAAUAAAUCAGUAUUUCUGGCCACCGUGAAAAUAUGUUUAAAAAAGUCAGAAUAUGGUUUUUGUUCAGACACUUUUUAAAAUUUUAAAGUCCUUAUUAAUAUUAUUAUUUACUGCAGUUAUUAUUUUAUUACUAUCGUUAUUCAGUUGUACAUUUUUGUAUAUAUAUGUAUGAGAUUUCUCUUAUAGCAACUCUUGAAUGUAAAUUUUCUUUUAUUGCAGAAUUUUGUUAUAUUGAACUAAGAGUGUUACGUCCUUUCGAGAAAUGGUGACUGUAGUAGGCUAAAUAUUUUUAUAAUAUUUAUGAAUGCAAAUUAUGGAACUGUACGGAUGCACAGAUGAUCAUAUAAUUAGAGCUUAUUAGCUCAUCAGUUGCUACACUUCCGUUAAUUACAGUGCAUUGUAAUGCUUUGAGAAAUGGAUUAUUAGUUGAAAACAUCACUUGAUUUUACUUUUUUUCAUAAAUGUUAUUUGUAUCCAGAACUUUGUAAAGAGCUAAAGAUUGUGAAUUUUGUAACAAAAUCUCUUUUAAUGUCUUACUGCAGGUUUUUCCAAAAUUUACUUCUUGUGUACAUUGAAAGAAACGACUGAAAUGGUUAGUAGAUAUGAUAACUGAUGGGAAAAGGGGCAGCGAUUUAUUUUUGAUCUGCUUUAGAUGAACCUCAUAAUCCUCCCUUGUUCUUGAGGCACUAGCCUGAGAUACCAUUAAGUACACAAUGCUGUCCUCCUCUGUUUGCUAUGAACGUCUUUGUGACAGUGUCAAAGAAUUAACCCCAUUCUGUCUCACCCUCUCCCCCCAGCUGUUUGCUUCUGUGCCCAUACACUCAGUAAAUUACCACACACUAAAUAAAACUUGAAUUUUUUUUCUUUGGCUUAGUGUUGCUUGGUAAUAUCAAUUUUAGUUUCAUGGUCUCAUUUACUCUUUUUCAAGUUACUGUUAAGUUUUUCCACUUGUUCUUGUUCCACAGUGCAUUGAUAAUCCUGUAAAAAUAUAACUUCUGUUUGCAUUGUUUACAAGUGUAAGUUCACAUAACGAAUAAUUUACUUAUGAAUAUUGCAGAUAGAUGCUACUCUAAAAUUAAUUGGCAUUACCACUAAUUCUAUACAGUAUCCUUCUCAUAUAUAUUGUAGCACACUUUUUACUUUUCAGUGGAAAUUACUUGUUACAAUGUUUUGAAGGCCAAAGUUUGCAUCUUUAUUUGCUGGAAACUAUUUGUAUUUAUUUGAGUUCGUGUUUUAGUUAAGUAGUAUUCUCAGCACAUGAUACGCUUUUGAUUACAGUUAUUGAAACCUCAUCGUCAUGACCUUUCGAUUAUUAUAGAUGCUCACCAGACUUUUCAAUAUACAGGUCAUUUACACAGAAAUGGGCAUAAUUUAAAUAGCAGUUGAAUAAUACACCUCUUGUUGUGAACUCCUGACUUAGUGAAGGUGGAGUGUAGGUACCUACACAUAUUUUUUAAAGAAGCCCAUACUGUAUGUAUAUAAUAAAAAAUACUUCUUACA
This is a messenger RNA of Schistocerca serialis cubense, 5398 nucleotides long. It is a transcript of the gene Cul3, whose product is annotated as cullin-3. The record is from RefSeq and is a predicted model, not a curated record. The transcript is spliced from 16 exons. Gene Ontology annotation, biological process: ubiquitin-dependent protein catabolic process; protein ubiquitination. Gene Ontology annotation, molecular function: ubiquitin protein ligase binding. Gene Ontology annotation, cellular component: Cul3-RING ubiquitin ligase complex. Lineage: Eukaryota; Metazoa; Arthropoda; Insecta; Orthoptera; Acrididae. Bases 408 to 2723 code for a protein of 771 amino acids.